AAUCACCAAUUCAGUACCCCUGCAUGUAUUCAGCAAACAUGUUCGCUAUGCCAUCUUCACUUCUCACUAGGACUCCUUCUUUAGAGAGUAUCAGCUCCUUCCGCUCGUCAGAAACGACGAUCUCGGAGAUCAGUGGCUUCGCUCCGGCAUCUAUUAGCCCUAGAGUCUGGGAUGGAAGCACCUUGACACCGGAGGAUUACGUUUUCAAGUUAUCGAAGGAAGAAGUCCAAGCAGUUCGCCACGCCGUAGUGAGCUUCAAAUUGAGUGGACGACCCCGGAGCGACUUGAGUCCAAGCACGUUUCAUCUUCCACUCGAACUCGCAAGAAAACUUCGCAAUUGUAGCGAACACAUCCAUGACGGUCCUGGACUCUCCGUAGUCAGAGGCUUGAAUGAGGCACGAUUCAACGACGAAGAGAGUGUAUUGGCAUUUGUUGGGGUGUCCUCCCAUGUUUGUCCGGAACGAGCCACAGAUGGCUUCGCGAAUCAAACCCUGAGUCAUAUUCGUGAUGCCACUCGAGAUAAAGUUCUGGAAGGAGCUGAGCACAUUGGUCUUGCCGGGUCAAAACUUCCGACAGCUAUGGAGUUUCACGCAGAUCGCUAUUCUGGAGACGUCUUAGCUUUAUAUGUGCGCAACACAGGGGGCGAGAACAACGGUGGAGACCAGUUUCUUGCGAGCUUUGGCGCCGUGUACAACGAGAUUCUAGCCACUGAUCCAGAGGUAUUGGACACUCUGUCGGUAGAUAACUGGCCAUUUGAGAUGAAGGACUCGAAGACGGAAUUGCCCUACCUUGAGCCAGGACCUGUCCUUUGGUUUAGCAGAGGCAGACCAAUUUGUCAGUUGGUGCGAGCUCCACUCCUUGGAAGCCCCAAGAUACCAAGAUCGUGUGCUAUGCCAAAGCUUUCAGAGAAGCAGUUGUAUGCGCUUCAAGUUGUGGAAAAAAUCGCUUCGCAUCGCAAAAUCAAGCUGGAUCGGCAAGAAGGCGACAUACAAUACAUUCAUAAUCUUAGUGUAAUGCAUGCUAGAUCGGCGUAUGGAUCUAAAGCAGAAGGUCCUAGCCAACGUCACCUCCUGAGGAUGUUCCUUCGGGACCCUCAAAGGGCAUGGGUGAAACCUCCAGGCUAUUGUCAGAAGUUCGAAGGUUGUUUUACAAAAGAUCGAGAACAAAACAUCCCGAUAUUUGAUGCUGAUCCAUGGAGAAAAAUCAGUGGUCGAGAUAGCCACGGCUGA
Pseudovirgaria hyperparasitica is the source of this 1229-nucleotide messenger RNA. RefSeq lists its product as uncharacterized. Gene Ontology annotation, molecular function: oxidoreductase activity. NCBI's taxonomy places the organism in Eukaryota, Fungi, Ascomycota, Dothideomycetes, Acrospermales, Acrospermaceae. The transcript has 5 exons. The coding region runs from base 24 to 1229 and encodes 401 amino acids. The record is from RefSeq and is a predicted model, not a curated record.